AUGGCCUCCCUCCUCCAACGCCUCAUGCGACCCUUCUCCUCCACAUCCAUCCACUUCACCCCGGAAACCACAUCCCAAAUGACAGUCCCCGACGGCGCCCAGCGCGCCACCAUCGCCGCCGGCUGUUUCUGGGGCGUCGAACACAUGUACCGCCACGACUUCAAAGACAAAGGCUUACUGGACGCACGCGUAGGCUACAUCGGCGGCGACACCGAGUCCCCCAGCUACCGCGCCGUCUGCAGCGGGCGAACCGGGCACGCCGAAGCCUGCCAAAUCCUCUUUGACCCGCAAAAACUCUCGUACAAAACCCUCAUCGAAUACUUCUACAAAAUGCAUGACCCCACCACCGCCAAUCGUCAAGGCCCCGAUACAGGCUCGCAGUAUCGUUCGGGCAUUUUCUAUCAUGAUGAGGAGCAGAGGAGGGUUGCCGAGAUGGUUACCAAGGCGGCGAAUGAGCAGUGGUAUGCUGGGAAGAUUGUUACGGAGAUCCUGCCGGCUGGACAGUGGUGGGAUGCGGAGAAGUAUCAUCAGUUGUAUUUGCAGAAUAAUCCCGGGGGGUAUGAGUGUCCGAGUCAUUUUUUGAGGAGGUUGCCGGAGCUUAGGUAUGAGUAGGAUACAGGGGGUGAAUAAUGGGAAAUUUGAUGCUGCUUCUGCCUG
Molecule: messenger RNA, 657 nt
Organism: Pseudocercospora fijiensis CIRAD86
Lineage: Eukaryota; Fungi; Ascomycota; Dothideomycetes; Mycosphaerellales; Mycosphaerellaceae
Exons: 1
Coding region: 1-612 (203 amino acids)
Molecular function (GO): peptide-methionine (S)-S-oxide reductase activity
Source: RefSeq, a predicted model, not a curated record